GUUUACUUGACUUGGCCUGUGCCCAACUGUGCUGAGGGAUGUCCUGGCUCCUGGAUUAAAGAUGGUUACUGUGACAAAGCCUGCAAUAACUCGGCGUGUGAUUGGGAUGGAGGCGAUUGCAUUGGUAACAGCGGGGGUAGUCGCUAUGUCGCUGGAGGAGGUGCAGUCGGAGGGAUUGGCAAUGGACCCCCGUGGCAGUUUGGUGCAGGAAUAAGUGGUGUGUCAUACUGUAACCAGGGCUGUGCUAACUCCUGGCUCGCAGACAAGUUCUGUGAUCAGGCCUGCAAUGUCCUCUCCUGUGGAUUCGAUGCUGGUGACUGUGGCCAGGAUCACUUUGAAGAGAUGUACAAGGUGACACUUCAGCUUAAUCAGACCUACUAUGUUGUUCCCAAAGGUGAAUGUCUGCCUUACUUCAGCUUCAGCGAGAUAGCCAAGAAAGGAAUCGAGGGUUCCUAUAGUGAUAAUCCAAUCAUCAGACAUGCUUCCGUGGCGAACAAGUGGAAGACUAUCCACCUCAUAAUGCACAGUGGCAUGAACUCAACUGUCAUCUAUUUUAACCUCACAUUUCUGAGUAAGAAUGAUGAAGAGUUUAAAAUGCAAGUAGCUGUUGAGGUGGACACUAGAGAGGAACCAAAACUGAACACAACUUCCAUACAAAAAUCCAACUCUGAUUUUAAAAGUGUAACUUCAGUACCAGAAGCUGAAAUGAUAUUUGAGGAUAUUCCUGAAGAAAAACGCUUUCCAAGAGUCAGGAGACGUAAAAAUGGCACAAAAGAGAGUCUGCAUGAAGAGGUGAUAAUACCAUCAGUAAACGUGUCUCUUCUCCCUGAAGAUGUUCAGCUAGCACUGCAGAACCUGGACUUAAAGCUACUAGAUGGUGAUAUUACUCAGAAAGGAUUUAAUCUAUCCAAGGCUGCUCUCCUGAGACCUUUCCAGUUCUUAACUACAGUUAAGAGCAUUAUAGGCCUGGAAAAGAAGGGUAUACAUAAUCAUUCAGAAGAGCAGAAGAACCAUACCAGCUGGCAGAAGCCUUACAAAGAUGUAAAAGAUGGCAAAACCAAACUAGUAAAAACAGCUGAAGAAGUUCUUUCAAGGCUGACAGGAACAAAGGGACCUGUUGUGACCACAAACAUAAAUAAACCUCAUUAUAGAGUAAAGCCUAAAGCCACGCUUCCCUCCCAGGGCAUGCGAAACAACACUGAAACUCAAGAGAAAGUGUUGAAUACACUUGUGUUGAGGGAAACACAGAAAUCCAAAAAUGCUGGGAAUUCAGACACUGGAGGAGAUGCAGAGGGGAUGGAAGGAAGAAAAGGGCAGGAGCAGGUGGAUACAAGUGUAAGGGAGGGGCUAGUGGGAAGAAAAUUGCAGUCUUAUGCUGGAAGUUACCAAGGCUUUUUGCCAUGGGAGAAAAAGAAGUAUUUCCAAGACCUUCUUGAUGAAGAAGAGUCACUGCUCAAACAAAUGUCCUACUUCACUGAGGGUAAACACGUUGGAAGGCAGCUGAAAGAUACAUUUGCUGAUUCCCUUCGAUAUGUAAAUAAGCUUUUGAACAGCAAAUUCGGAUUUACAUCUCGGAAAGUCCCUGCUCACAUGCCUCACAUGAUUGACCGAACUGUUAUGCAAGAGCUGCAGGAUAUGUUUCCGGAGGAGUUUGACAAGACAUCGUUUCACAAAGUGCGGCACUCGGAAGAUAUGCAGUUUGCUUUCUCCUAUUUCUACUAUCUCAUGAGUGCAGUGCAGCCACUGAAUGUUUCUCAGAUCUUUGAUGAGGUGGAUACAGACCAGUCAGGCAUCUUGUCUGACCGAGAGAUUCGCACGUUGGCCACACGAAUCCAUGAACUGCCACUAAGUUUGCAGGAUUUGACGGGUCUAGAACAAAUGCUGAUAAACUGCUCUAAAGCUCUUCCUGCCAACAUCACUCAGAUCCAUGUUAUUCCUCCAACUCAGGAAGCAUAUUAUGAUCCAAAUCUGCCUCCAGUAACCAAAAGCCUAGUGACUAACUGCAAACCAGUGACCGACAGAAUUCGUAAGGCAUACAAGGACAAGAACAAAUACAGGUUUGAAAUCAUGGGAGAAGAGGAAAUUGCCUUCAAGAUGAUUCGCACAAACGUCUCUCACGUUGUAGGUCAGCUGGAUGACAUCCGCAAAAACCCCAGAAAAUUUGUUUGCCUAAAUGACAAUAUUGAUCACAAUCAUAAGGAUGCUCAAACAGUGAAAGCAGUGCUUAGGGAUUUUUAUGAAUCCAUGUUUCCCAUACCUUCCCAGUUUGAACUGCCAAGAGAGUAUCGGAAUCGUUUCCUUCACAUGCAUGAGCUCCAAGAAUGGAGAGCAUACAGAGACAAGCUCAAAUUCUGGACCCACUGUGUUCUAGUAACACUCAUUGUAUUUACAGUCAUCUCAUUUUUUGCUGAACAGCUAAUAGCACUUAAACGAAAGAUUUUUCCAAGGAGAAGGAUCCAAAAAGAAGUCGGUCACGAACGGAUCAAAGUGUAGAAGAGGUUUAUUUUGGAGAUCAGUCUACCUCAAGAUGUGAUUAAACAUUUUAAGUCUCUCUUUUAUGAGUGUCUUUUCUGGUUUGACAUUUAACUACGUUGAUAUGAAGAAAAGCAAUCAUGCACCUACAGCUAGAAUCUCUGCAGUACUCUCCAGGAUAACAAAGCUGCUGGAGCUGUGGCAAUGCAAAACAACAGCAAAAAAUCAUUGCAGGAAACCUGUACAGAGGCAGUUUUCAACAGCUCUUACUUCACAACUCGUAGUUCAUGGCCAUGUUCUCCUUUUUUAUAAAAAGGGUUACCUAAACCAAUAUAACUGCAUUUAUUGCAGUGGAUGUUGCCAGCUAGAUAAAACGUUGGAAGGGGAAGUUGUGGGGGAUCAGCUUCACAAAUGAUCUUGCAUUCCAAAGCAUUUUGCAAAUUUCUGUCAUUGCUGC
Acanthisitta chloris (rifleman) is the source of this 2929-nucleotide messenger RNA. Its product is annotated as N-acetylglucosamine-1-phosphotransferase subunits alpha/beta-like. The record is from RefSeq and is a predicted model, not a curated record. The annotation marks the transcript as partial. Gene Ontology annotation, cellular component: Golgi apparatus. Gene Ontology annotation, molecular function: UDP-N-acetylglucosamine-lysosomal-enzyme N-acetylglucosaminephosphotransferase activity; calcium ion binding. NCBI's taxonomy places the organism in Eukaryota, Metazoa, Chordata, Aves, Passeriformes, Acanthisittidae. Gene Ontology annotation, biological process: N-glycan processing to lysosome; carbohydrate phosphorylation. The transcript is spliced from 11 exons.